This is a messenger RNA of Carlito syrichta (Philippine tarsier), 1691 nucleotides long. RefSeq names its product KRAB box domain containing 1 (gene KRABD1). The record is from RefSeq and is a predicted model, not a curated record. Gene Ontology annotation, biological process: regulation of DNA-templated transcription. The transcript is spliced from 6 exons. NCBI's taxonomy places the organism in Eukaryota, Metazoa, Chordata, Mammalia, Primates, Tarsiidae. The coding region runs from base 1 to 459 and encodes 152 amino acids.
AUGGCAAACUGCAGAUAUAGAGUUGAAAUGGAAGCUAUUUCUCUUGAGACUUUUACCUUUACCCAAGACAGGAAUAAAAGAGAUCAGAUAAUGACAACUGUGCCGUUAGCAGCCAGGUCUCAGGAAUCAGUGACUUUUGAGGAUGUUGCUGUAUACUUCACUAAGAAAGAAUGGGCCAGCCUGGUGCCUGCUCAGAGAGCCUUGUACCGGGAUGUGAUGUUGGAAAACUAUGGGGCUGUAGCCUUCCUAGUGCCACACACUUCUAAACCAGCUCUGAUCUCUCAGCUGGAGCAAGGGAAAGAACCCUGGUUCUCCAAGCCACAGGGGGCCCUAAGCAGGAAGGGCCAGAGAGCAGGCUCCACAGGUGGAAAAACCUGGACUGAGAAUGAGCAUUUGACUUCAAAACAAAUCAUUUAUUUAAAACACAAAGCCUGUGGCAUGGUAUCAGUUCUCCCAUGAUCCAGCUCCCAUAUAUGUGAAGGAGCCAGCUACAUCCUCUGUCAGGAUUGACAGUGACUGAAGAUCUUGUUCAAGAGCACUCUGUUUGAAGGGUCACUUAAAUAAAAAAUGAGGAUAAGAAAUAGAGAGCUUCGGGAGAGCAACUGUAGCCUUGGUCACAGCUUAAGGGUUGGGGAGACAAUUUCCAGCCAUUUUGGUUGGAAACUGAUGGCACGUAAAUGAAUGUAUGUGUGAGGACAAGACUGUGUAUGUAGCAGUCUGUUGAGCUAUGCAAAUGUACCAAGAAGGUGACAACCACUUGGACUUGCUAAAAACUGAAUUAAUUUUAAGCAAUACACUUGUAUCUCAGUUUUAUUUGAUUAUGACACUGAUAUUCUGUACCUCCAAUCCUGCUCCUCCAGUAGAUCCCCAUUUUUAUUUCUCUCUGUCCAUCACUGGCCCUUGUCCAUAUGCACACAUAAUUGAACCAUUAUAGAGAAAUGUGUUGCAUUCCUUUCAUUAUUAUCAUCUUAAGCAUCUUCCUCUUUCCCUAAUUCUGUAUACUCUUUAUAAUUACUGUUUGUGAAUGGAAAUACUCUUCUUUAUUCACCUCUUCAGAUUGUGAAUUCUUUUUAGGUAGAAACUAUGUAUCAUAUUUUUUUCCCUCCAGCAUCCAUCCAGGAGGUGAUAGCUCAUUUUUAUCAAAGUACAUUGAUGGGUAUUAGGAAAUUUCUGUUUGUGAGCUAUUGUAAAUAAUAUUGCUGUGAACAAUGUCAUGAGUAUAGUUUUUUCCUCUUCUUUUGAAUUAUUUCCUUGAAAUAAAUUCUCAGGAAUGAUAUUAACCAAAUUCAAGAGUAUAAUCAUUUUAUGUUCUAUAAACAUGUUGCCAUAAUGCCUUUUUAAAAGAUUGUGCCAAUUUACAUACAUCAGAAAUGUAUGAGUACAGCAUUUGAUUUCAGUCUUGUCAAAACUAUUAUUAUAAUUUAAAACUUUUAAAAAACUGAUAUAAAAGGAUAUUUGUUUGCUUUUAUUUAUAUUUCUUUACUGUUCAGUGCGUUGAACAUUUUUGUUAGUUUGCUAAUUUUAAUUUCAUUGUGAAAAUUUUCCUUUUGUGUCAUGUGUCUUUUAAUACACUGAAUUCUUAAUGUUUUACAUAAGAAUUUGAGAUCUUGAAUGCAAUGUAUAAAAACCCAGUGUUAAUCAACCUUCAGAGAAGUGAUACCAACUCAUUUCUACUUUAUGAUACAUUUUAA